Messenger RNA from Gossypium arboreum, 6441 nucleotides. Its product is annotated as transportin MOS14. Gene Ontology annotation, molecular function: small GTPase binding. The coding region runs from base 3178 to 6066 and encodes 962 amino acids. The transcript has 27 exons. Gene Ontology annotation, biological process: protein import into nucleus. The record is from RefSeq and is a predicted model, not a curated record. Lineage: Eukaryota; Viridiplantae; Streptophyta; Magnoliopsida; Malvales; Malvaceae. Gene Ontology annotation, cellular component: nuclear membrane; cytoplasm.
AGGAAACAUGACCACCAGAUGAAAUAGUAGUAGCUGCAAAAGAAAAACACUUAUCGUCAAACACCACAUGUUGAGACACAAUCAACUUCCUAGUGUCAUCCAAGCUUGUACCCUUUGUGAACAGGGCUGUAGCCAAGAAACACACAAGGUUUAGAACGAAACUGCAGCUUGUGAGUGUUGAAUGGCCUGAGAUAAGGAAAACACCUACAACUAAAAACUUUUAAGUGCAUAUAGUCAGGAAAAGAAUGAUCUCAAAAGGGGAUUUGCCAUUGAGAACAGGCGUAGGAAGCCUGUUAAUAAGGUAAACAGCAGUGACAAAAGCACGAGUCCAAAACCUCAUGGGAACACUAGCUUGAGCCAACAAAGUCAGACCAACAUCAACUAUAUGUCUAUGCUUUCGUUACACUAAGCCGUUUUGUUCUAAAGUGUGAGGACAGGAUAAUCAGUGAUGGAUUCUUAGCUGAGCAAGAGCCUUGGGAAAAGAUCUAAAUUCACCACCCUAAUCAGACUGGAGUAUUUUAAUAGAACAACCAAAUUGAACAAUAACAAACUUUUGUAAGUGAAGAAAUUUCUCAAUAUCCUCAGAUUUGUGUCUGAUGAGAUACAACCAGGAAUAGCGAGUGUAUGCAUCGAUAAACGAGACAUAAUAAGAAGAACCCUCAGAUGAUUCACAAGCUAACCCCCAAAGAUCAGAUACUAUAAGUUCAAAAGUAACCGAAUACUUGGUAGUAGAAGGAGAAAAAGAAAGCUUAUGAAAUUUGCCAAGUUGGCAUACUGAACAUAGUGAAGGCAACUUGCAGUUAGUAUAAACAAUGUUAUUCUUAUGAAAAACCUGCAUAACAGUUUUAUUACAAGGGUGGCCAAGUCUCUUGUGCCACAAAUCAAAAAUAUUAUUUCUAGAAAUAGCUGACCUUAGAUGAGCAGUAUGAGCAGUAGCUGAACAAAAACCAGCCUCAAGUUGCCUGGAGUCCGAUAAAUCGCAUUGAUAUAGACCAUUAUGCAUACGGCCCGUUAACAAUAUGCUCCCUGUCUUGAUACCCUUCACAAAAUAAUGUAGAGGAUGGAACUCAAAAUAGACCUGAUUAUCAGUGGCAAACUUUGCAACAGACAUUAAGUUUUUGCAAAUACGAGGAACAUGCAAUACUAAGUUUAGAUGAAAAACCCUAUUGGCAGUUGUGAAAAUACUUGAGCCAGUGUGAGCCACGGACACUGGCACACCAUUUUCCAUAAAAAUUUUAUUAGUAUCUAUGUAUGGUGUUGCUUCCUGCAAGGUGGUCAGAUCAUUUGUAACAUAAUGGUAUGCACCUGAGUCAGGGUACCACACUUUUGCAGUUGAAGAACAUUAACCUUGGUUGGAGACUGCAUUAGCUUGAACAGAAGAACCUUGCAUCUUACCAUGAUUAGAGCAACACCACGAUCCAUCACAAGAGCCUGACACCGACCCUUGAAACUGAUGACAAUGCACCUGCAUGGGCUGAUCAGAAACUCCUUCUAAAGAUUCAUCAAACCAGUAAUAGCACUUAUGAACUGUAUGACCAAUCCGUCCACACAACUGACAUUGAGGCUUAUUUUGAGAGAACCAUCUACCGUGACCUCUAGCUCGAGAAAACCGACUACGCCCCCGAGAAGACAAUCCAAACGUUCUAUCAGACUGAUGAGAGCUACUAUCCGUAGAAGCUUAUUGUUGGGCGAGAUUGACUUGAAGAGACAAACUAGAAACCAAGUCUGAUUGACGAUUCUCAUAGUCAAAGAGUAUUUCAAUAAGAAGAUCAAGAGAGACAUUCAUCGCAGAAGCCAUAGCGCCAAUGGACUCAUACUCCACCGGUAGACCAGCAAGAACAAUAACCUGUUCUUGCUUAGAAAUCACAUUUCCAGUGGCCAGGAGAGUGCCACAUAGGCUUUGAACCUUAGCCAAAUAUUCUUUAACUGUUAAAGAACCUUUCUUUUGAGAGUAAAGAAAAUGUCUCAAGGUAGAAAUUGCCAAAGUAGACUUAGAAGCAAACCGACACAAAACAGUACUCCAUACCUCACAACUCGCCUUGGUACUACUGAGAUGAACUAGAAUAUCAUCACAAAUGGUAGAUAAUAGCCACGAAGCGAACAGCUUGUCUUGUUGCUUGUGAAACAAGAACUCGGGAUUAGAAGUGAGAAUACCAUUGUUGUCAACAAUAUUCUGCGUAGAAAUUGCAAUAGUGCCAAGAACAAACUCAUGCAAACCAUAUCCUUCAAGAAUUAGCACAACCUGUUGUUUCCACAAAAGAAAAUUACGAUCACUAAGCUUGAAAGUAUCAUGCUUAGGGAAUUAUUGAACCUUGCGUAAGAAGCUAGGACCAGGAUUAGGAGACGAGCCAUCUGCUGGAGCAGCUAUAUUAAACGUCUGACGAUUCUCAUCAUCAUUGCCGGAAACAGCUUCAGUUGCCAUGGAAGAAAAGAAAAGAAAAAAAAAUUCUAUGGUUGUGAUACCAUAAUGAGAAACAGUUUAAGUGAUGAAAACUUAUUGUAUUUCUUCAUAUAUUGCUGUGAACACCAACUGGGGUUUAUAUAUAGCUAAUCCAUAACAGACUAACUAGUUAUCAACAGAUUGCUAACUACCAGUAACUGCUACCAAUAUGUCACAAUUGUUUUUAGCCUUAUUAAAGGAUGAACUCGGCAAAUUUAACGAUUGUUAGAUAAGUCUCUUGCUAUUGGCAAAACUGCUUGGAAACAUGCAUGCUAAGGGUAAGCUCUUUCAAUAAAAAAUUAACUCUGAUCAAAACCCAUUAAUCAUCGUCCACGUGUUUAUUAGACCCAUAAAGAAAUAUGAUAACAAGAAUCAUUUGGCCAUCCGCGAUAGACAAAAUGAGAGUCAAAGAUCACACAGAACGGACGGCUUAAAUCUCACUGCCCUUCACCUUUACCACCAAUCAGAGCUCACCAAAGCCCCCCGAAUUCACCGAGGGGCGCCAAAAACCCUCCCAAAAUUUCAUUAAAAAAACAAAGACAAAAAAAAAAAAAGAAAAGAAAAAAAAAACCCCUAAGACCAGAACCCAAAGCAGUCAGGCUAAUAUAGAGAUAAAAUCAACUGAAAUCUCUUAACAAUAGAGUUGAAGUCGAAAUCAAAGAGAACUUGGUUUUGUUUUUCCCCCCUUAUUUCUGCGAGUGUACAGUUGAAUUUUGAAAUCGAAAAGAGAAAUAAAAAUGCAGAGUAUGGAGCUGCAGAACACUGUGAAAGAAGCCCUAAAUGCACUGUAUCAUUACCCCGACGAUGCGGUGCGUAUGCAAGCCGAUCGAUGGUUGCAAGAUUUUCAACGCACAAUCGACGCUUGGCAGGUUGCUGAUAAUUUGCUUCAUGAUGCCACUAGCAAUCCAGAGACUUUAAUAUUUUGUUCGCAGACACUUAGAAGCAAGGUACAACGUGAUUUUGAAGAAUUACCAUCUGAAGCUUUUCGCCAAUUAAGGGAUUCCUUAAAUAACUUGUUGAAAAAGUUCCAUAAAGGGCCUGCUAUUGUCCGGACUCAGAUUAGCAUUGCAGUUGCUGCUUUGGCUGUACAUGUUCCUGCAGAAGACUGGGGAGAUGGUGGCAUUGUCAAUUGGCUUCGAGAUGGGAUGAACGCUCAUCCAGAGUAUAUUCCAGGUUUUUUGGAGCUACUUACUGUCUUACCUGAGGAAGCAUUCAACUACAAGAUAGCUGCUCGUCCUGAACGACGCCGUCAAUUUGAGAAAGAGCUAACUUCUCAAAUGGAAAUUGCUCUUAACAUACUGACAGCUUGUUUAAGUAUAAGUGAAUUGAAAGAGCAGGUUCUUGAGGCAUUUGCUUCUUGGCUUCGGCUAAAGCAUGGGAUCCCUGGUUCUGUACUUGCAACUCACCCAUUGGUCCUCACGGCUCUUUCAAGUUUGAAUUGUGAUAUACUUUCUGAGGCAUCUGUGAAUGUUGUUUCUGAAUUGAUACACUACACAGCAUCAGGAAGCUCUGGUGGUGUUUCUGUACAAAUGCCAUUAAUUCAAGUAAUUGUCCCUCAAGUUAUGAGUCUACAGGCACAACUUAGAGAUUCUUCAAAGGACGACGAAGAUGUGAAAGCCAUUGCUCGGUUAUUUGCAGAUAUGGGUGAUUCAUAUGUCGAACUGAUUGCAACUGGUUCAAAUGAAGCCAUGAUGAUAGUGAAUGCUUUGCUAGAAGUUGCUUCACUUCCCGAAUUUGAUAUUGCUUCAAUGACGUUUAACUUUUGGCACAAUCUUCAGGUUAUCUUGACAAAAAGGAAUUUUGAUAUUUCAUUUGGUGAUGAAGCAUCCACUGAAGCUGAGAGAAACCGGAGGCUUCAAGUUUUUUGUCAAUCGUAUGAGUCUCUUGUAUCCUUGGUGAGCUCCCGAGUUCAAUAUCCCGAUGACUAUCAAAAUCUUUCAUAUGAGGAUCUCAAGGAGUUCAAACAGACUAGAUAUGCUGUUGCGGAUGUGUUAACUGAUGCGGCAUCAGUUUUAGGCGGUGACACAACAUUGCGAAUUCUGUACAUGAAGCUUGUAGAGGCUGUAUCUAGCUGUAGAAAUGAACAGAGUGAAUGGCGUCCCGCUGAGGCUGCUUUAUUUUGCAUUCGAGCUAUAUCAAAUUAUGUUUCAGUUGUUGAAGCAAAUGUAAUGCCUCAGGUUAUGGAUCUGCUUUCAAAACUGCCUCAUCAGCCCCAGCUUCUUCAGACGGUGUGCUUAAUCGUUGGAGCAUACUCUAAGUGGCUUGACGCUGCUCCAAGUGGGUUCUCUAAGUUGCCUUUGGUGAUUGAUAUUCUCAUGAGCGGCAUGCGUACCUCUGAGGAUUCUGCAGCAGCUGCUGCUUUGGCAUUUAGGCACAUUUGUGAUGAUUGCCGGAAAAAGCUUUGUGCUUACUGUAAACAGCUUUUCCAUAUAUACUAUACAGCAGUUAAUGGGGAAGGUAGUUUUAAGGGCUCUGCUGAGGACUCAUUGCACUUGGUAGAAGCUUUGAGCAUGGUUAUUACUGAACUUCCACCGGAGCCUGCUAAGGAUGCCUUGGAGGAACUGUGCUCAUCAGUUGUUACUCCUUUACAGGAAGUUAUCAACCAAGGACCAGAAGUUUUAGAGAAGAAACAUGCUCGAGAAUUAACAGUUUACAUAGAUCGAUUUGCAUAUAUCUUUCGGUAUGUGAAUCAUCCUGGAGCAGUUGCAGAUGCAGUUCACAGGCUUUGGCCAAUAUUCAAAGCCAUAUUUGAUCUUCGUGCUUGGGACAUGCGGACCAUGGAGUCUCUUUGCCGUGCCUGCAAAUAUGCUGUGAGAACUUCUGGAAGAUUUAUGGGAAUCACAAUUGGAGCAAUGCUUGAAGAAAUUCAAGGCCUGUAUCAACAACACCACCAGCCUUGCUUCCUUUAUCUCUCUAGUGAAGUUAUAAAGAUAUUUGGCUCUGAUCCUUCUUGUGCAAGCUACCUCAAAAAUAUGAUCGAGGCGCUCUUCAAGCACACAACAUGUCUUCUCACAACUAUUAAGGAGUUCACCAGAAGACCAGACAUUGGAGAUGAUUGUUUUCUGUUGGCAUCAAGGUGCAUUCGUUAUUGUCCUCAAUUAUUCAUUCCUUCUUCCAUAUUUCCAGCUUUAGUAGAUUGCGCGAUGAUUGGGAUCACAGUGCAGCACAGAGAGGCCUCCAAUUCCAUCUUGACCUUCUUGUCUGAUAUCUUUGAUCUUGCGAAGUCUAGCAAGGGAGAACAAUUUUUAUCCAUAAGGGAUAGUGUCAUUAUUCCGCGAGGAGCUACCAUUACUAGAAUCCUGGUGGCUUCCCUAACUGGAGCACUCCCAAGUUCUCGAUUAGAGACGGUAGCAUAUGCACUUCUAGCACUAACUCGAGCAUAUGGGAUGCAAGCUCUGGAGUGGGCUAAGGAAAGUGUUUCAUUGAUCCCAUUGGCUGCUGUCAAGGAGGUCGAACGCAUAAGAUUUUUGCAAGCUUUGUCAGAUGCUGCCUCCGGAGCUGAUGUCAAUGUCCUGAUGAUCCCUGUUGAAGAGUUAUCUGAUGUUUGUCGUCGUAAUCGAACAGUUCAAGAGAUUGUGCAAGGAGCACUAAAGCCACUUGAGUUGAAUCUGGUACCUGUACCAUAGUGGAAAGAAAUAAAGAAAUAGUAGUGGAGGGGGCUGUUUUUCUGAGGCCUCAUCUUGCUUUAGCAGCCGAAUGAAUAACUCGAUCCGCUAUUUGCUGUUUUGAUUCAUUCUUGAUUUUGUAUCUAUCAUCAUUGGUCAAUUUUCCAACUGUCUUUGAGGUGAGUGUUGGGCAUUUAUUUGUUUCACAAUAGGGAGAGAAUGGGCUGUUGUAUCUUCUUCUGCUCGAGAUAUGGGGUGCUCCCAGUCGUCUCGAAUGCACUGGCUUUCAAUUAUUAUUUAUUUUAAUUUUGGGUGAAAAGGCCUUGGUGUUGGUAUACAGUGUUGUAAGUUUAGUUUUGUAAUGGUUAGAAGGUGAAAGACGGAUUUUUUUCUGCA